AUGGAUCUUGAUACUAUGAAACAUUAUGAAACAGGUGAUGGUAGUCUUGGACAAUCAUCUUUGCAACACCAACAGUUUAGUUCAGCAACUAUCGCUAUACGCGCUCAAAAGAAGAUUCUUUCCAAAAUAAUUUCAAGGAAUAAUGCGAAAUUAUUUGUGGAUGAUGCUACUAUCCGUUUAUUUGAUUAUCUCUAUCAAAUCUUGAAAACAGCAUACAACAAGAUAAUUGCUGAAAAGGUGGUGAAAAAUAUUAUCAAACUUAUCGUCAAAUUGGGCGUAAUACUGCGAAAUGAACAGUUUACCGCAGAACAACAAAAUCAACUGUCAAAGGUCCAACGACAAAUGCGCCAACUUUGUCUCACAGUUAUUUCAUUUGGUAAAGUGGCAUUCUCAUACGACUAUACAUAUUUAAAUGCAUUACUAAAGGAGACGUACCGUCGGUUACUGCCAUUUGGAACAGAUUCUUAG
Brugia pahangi is the source of this 468-nucleotide messenger RNA. NCBI's taxonomy places the organism in Eukaryota, Metazoa, Nematoda, Chromadorea, Rhabditida, Onchocercidae. The record is from the annotation of a GenBank genome assembly.